Messenger RNA from Sinocyclocheilus anshuiensis, 2592 nucleotides. RefSeq names its product syntaphilin a (gene snpha). The record is from RefSeq and is a predicted model, not a curated record. The coding region runs from base 207 to 1781 and encodes 524 amino acids. Gene Ontology annotation, biological process: neuron differentiation. The transcript is spliced from 5 exons. Lineage: Eukaryota; Metazoa; Chordata; Actinopteri; Cypriniformes; Cyprinidae. Gene Ontology annotation, cellular component: mitochondrion; cytoplasmic microtubule.
AGCAGCAUCAGCAUCAGCAUCAGCAUCAGCAUCCGUCCAUCAAACGACUCGGGCGAAAUGACGCCGCGCGCAGGGCACCGCCAACAUCCAUGCACAAACUUCACUGGGAUACUGCAAAGCAGCGUCGACGGAAGAAGAGCAGAGCGUAGAGAUCUGUCCUGAGGAAUCCUUGUCAUUGUGCCGUUACAAGGUGUCAGUCCUCACCCAUGUCCCACUCUGCAAGCCGAAAGCCAUCUGCUGGUUCCCGCAGAAGGCCUGCUGCCCCAAGCAGCACUCGACACUCGCAUGGGGACUCGUCUGUCCGUAGCAGUUACUCAGCAGUGUCCUGCAAGUGCACAGAGAGCAAUACUGCAGCACGCUCCAACCCAGCCACACCACGACGGCAGGUAAAGUAUGCAACCUGUAGUGAGAAUUAUGGGAUCCGUCCGCCUGCUCCUGAGCAGUAUCUCACCCCACUGCAGCAGAAGGAAGUGUGUAUUCGUCACUUACGAGCUCGGCUGAAAGAAAAGGUGGAGAGGCUUCAGGACAGAGACUCUGUGAUCGGGGAGUUACGGAUGCAGCUGACUCGGAUGCAGGAGGAUUGGAUUGAGGAGGAAUGUCAUCGCAUAGAGGCCCAGUUGGCCCUAAAAGAGGCCCGGAAGGAGAUCCGGCAGCUUCAGCAGACUGUGGAAACUGUUAGGUCCAAUCUGGGGGCCCAUGAGGCAGAUCAACAGAACUGUAAGUCUGAAGGUCUAGGUGUCGGAAGGAUAGGCCCACGAUUUGGAGCAUCCAGGUCUUGUGGCUGCUCUCCGGCCCACACCAUGAGUCGCAGCGCCACCUUCACCAGGCUGAGCAGUGACACGUCACCUGGUGCUACAGAUCGCAACGGAAACGUACGUUCUGAUCGCUACAUUCCCGCCAACAGAGGGGCGAUGACGUUACCAAGAGGGGACGGACGUACUCAUCUACUUCUGGAAGCAGCUCUACUGUCUGAGCAAGUCCCUCACACAACGCUAUGCUCCUCUUUGUCACGAUCCUCCACCUGCGAGAGAUUGUGCAGCGGAGAGACGGUGUUGCCCGUUAGCCGAUCCUGCCAUGCUGUUAACAACAACUGCAGCUGUGCUCCACAUGCCUACCUCCCACACCACCAUUUGUUUUUGCACCUCCCACAGGAGGAAGCACCACCUCCUCCUCCACCACCACCGCCAACAGCGCCUCCUAGUACAUCGGAGGUCAGUGACAGGCCAGGGUACCGGUCACAGGCCUGCAGCCCCACCAUAACCUGGAUCUCCGAAGAGGGCGCAGGUGAGGAAUUGAGCAUCAUCACUUCAGCAACUUGCGCGCCAGACGUUACUCUUGCUGAACCGCAGGUGUUUUCGCCAUCCUCUGCAACUACUUCCCCUGCUCAGCUGUCUUACAUCACAGAAACUUUGCCGCUAGACAGCACAGUUGAAUUUACAUCAUCAACAAUGCCGACAGUGUUGACGAAGCCACAGGUUCAACAACCUUGUCCCAGAGCGUCGCCACCGCCACAGGAAGCAGCGGCAGUAACGGUCAAUGAUGAAGAUGGAGAAUCAGCUCCCCCUCAGAGGAGCCACUGGAGCCGUUAUUUCCUGAUUGACCUCUUAGCGGUGACCGUUCCUGUAGUUCCCACACUGGCGUGGCUUUGCCGGGGGUCACGGAAUGAAGGCAUGCCAGUGUACAACAUGGGCUCCCUGUUGCGUGGCUGCUGUGCCGUUGCUCUGCACUCUCUAAGACGUGGCCGCAGUCCCUCAGGAACAGGAAGAGCUAAACCUAUCUGAUAACUUUAGCAUUACCGCACCAUCAAAAACUUUUAACUGGAUCUUGAGUGGACUCUUUGUCCUUGAUCUCCCAGUUUGUGAUUUUUAUUGAUUUAUUUUUGAACCAAGGAGGUCUAAAUCCAUCACACCAAUGCUUGUUUGGGACAAAGAUUGAGGGAAUGUGGCUCUAAUUUGCAGACACAAGUUUUAAGGCUGUUUCUCAUUUCCACCAUUUGUUUUUCUUUUCCUUCUGGUUCUCUUAUCUGCUUUAUUUCCUCUCAUUCCUGGCUGAAACUCAGCAGACAGUACACAGUCAAAAGUAGCUGCAAACACGAGUCCUUGCUGAGCAGAGAAGUCACAAAUGUACAGAAGUUUAGGCCUUAAGAUUAAAAAAAUAAAAUAAUUAAAUGCCUUGAAAUAUCAUUCUUACGUAAACUGUUCUACUGAACUGAAUUCAUUCUGUUCUCGUUUCUCGAGUGAAGCCUGUUCUCAAAAAAACUUUGCAUGUAAAUUUUGCAGGUAGGUUACAUAGACAUUGGUGUGAAUUGAUCAUGAGAAGAGGAGAUUUCAGGUCCAUAGCGCACACAAAUUAGUGGGGCUAGACUUUGAAAUUUUAAACCUUUACAUACCUGUUACUAAGCAACCAUUGUGCCAAUCCAUCUAAUUUCAUAAGAAACAGAAUUUCUCACAAUGUAGACAAAAUUGUUUAAAAGGGAAAAUACUAUUAAAUGGUAACUGUGCAAGAAGCAAUAGGCAUCCAGCAACUUUGCUGUUUGGAUCUCCAAAAAACAUGCAUAACUCAUUAGAUAUUAAAACGUUGAUCCUAUAACAU